UCUAAAAUUUCCUGUUAAAACUAAAACCUGAAUUAAAUCAUUCCUUAAAGGUAAUUACAGUGAUUUUUAACUCGACUGAAUUUGGGUACAACUGGUUGUGAAUGGCUAAAUUUUGAUUUAAUCCUGGUCAGGGUCUUCUUGUCCUUUAUUUUGAAAAGUAAGCGUUAGCAGUCGACGACGCUUUUUGUCGCUCAUUGCUGUGAGCUUCACUGUUCCUCGAGCUGUACGCGACAGAAAUUGUUUGGAUACAGCUAUUUUAGGCAUUUUAACACAUUAAUUUUCACAGGAACAGGAUGACAGGAUGAUAAAGUGGUUCCUUCUUCUCGCAAGCUAGCUGUCAUCAUUUCUGCGGAGAGAAACAUGCAGCAGUGCUCCUCGCCAGUAAUACAGGGAGGUGAUGAGAUGGAUGGUAUUAAGGAGAAGCAGAGUCGACUUUCUCGGCCACACAGAAUCAGUGAGAACUCAAAGGUGUAUCGAUGGGCUGACCAAGCUAUUUACCUCCUGCAGGGUUUAAAUGAGCAGCGAGAAUGUGGUCAGUUGUGUGACGUGGUCUUGGUGGCGAAUGGACAGCGGGUUCAUGCCCACCGCGCCCUGCUGGCCGUCUCCAGCCCGUACUUCCAGGCCAUGUUCACGCUUGGUAUGAGAGAAGAACGCCAAGCUGAGGUGGAGCUUGUAGGUGCUUCGUAUGUGGGGGUUAAGGCGGUCGUGGACUUCCUCUAUAGUGGCGAGUUGCCCCUGGAUGGUGGAAACAUUGACUACGUGCUGGAGACGGCUCACCUGCUGCAGGUCUGGCAGGCUGUGGAUUUCUGUUGCCAGUACCUGGAGAAAGAAGUAAACGAGGACAACUAUCUGUACCUGCAGGAGCUGGCGAUGCUUUACAGCUUGGAGCGUCUGGACGCCUUCAUAGACCGCUUCGUCCUGGAGCGAUUCACCACUCUCUCCUGCACGCCCAAGUUCUUGAAAGAUGUGGGAUUAUCCAAACUCUGUUCCUACUUAGCCAGCGAAGAUGUGCAGCAUGAGAGUGAGCAGACUCUCCUCCAGGCAGCCCUCCAGUGGCUCAGCCAGAAGCCCGAGCGCUUGCCAUUCGCCCACCAGCUCCUGUGCCAUAUCCGCUUGGCCCUGAUCUCAGCUGUGGAGCUGGCGGAGCAUGUCCUGCCUGCUGUACGCUCUUUACUGCCUCCAGAUUCAGGCUGCCAAGCGCUGGUGGAGGAAGCACUAAGCUACCAUGCUCACGUCACUGCCCAGCCUGUACUACAGACAGCACAGUCAGCCCUGAGAGGAGGGGUGGAGCGCCUGUUGCUGGUUGGAGGAGAGGUGUAUGAGCGUGGUGAAGAGCUGAGCACUGAUGUGAGCUGGCUGGACGAAGAAGCAGGAGUGUGGGUGGUAGAGACACAGCUACCCGCUCAGAGGAGCCACCACUGCGUGGCAGUGCUGGGGGGAUUCAUCUUUAUCGCUGGAGGGAGCUCAUCACGUGAUAACGGGGGAGACGCAGCAAGUAACAUACUCUACCGAUACGACCCACGUAACAACACGUGGUCCAAGGGUGCCAGUAUGAACCAGCGGCGAGUGGAUUUCUAUCUCGGAACCAUAGGGGACUGUGUGAUUGCUGUUGGAGGACGCAAUGAAAGCGGUGCAUUGUCAUCUGUUGAGGUCUACCAUCCUGUGGAGGAUUACUGGACCUAUGUAGCAGGGCUUCCAAGAUUGACGUAUGGCCACGCAGGCACAACACAUAAAGGUGUAGUGUACAUCUCAGGAGGUCAUGACUAUCAGAUAGGACCUUACCGACGUGACAUGCUCAGUUAUGACCCAAGCGCCGGCGACACAUGGAUGGAGCGGCAGGCCAUGACUCUGGCUCGAGGCUGGCACUGCAUGGCCUCACUGCACGACCGAAUCUAUGUAAUUGGUGGCAGUGAUGACCACGAGGACAGCAUGGAGCGCUUCGAUGUUCUAGAAGUAGAGGCCUUUGACCCGCACACUGAGCAGUGGAGCAGGGUCACCCCACUGCACUACCCGAACAGCGAAGCAGCUGUUGCUGUAUGGGAUGGCAAGAUCUACGUGAUGGGAGGCUAUACCUGGGAGCACAUGGACUUCUCAAAAAACACUCAGGUGUUUGUUCCAGAGAAGGGCCAAUGGGUGGUGGGACCCAACCUGCCCAGGUACAUUGCUGGUGCCUCGGCGUGUGUGUGCACAGUCCAAGCUCGGCAGUCCUGCAGCACUGAGCAGAACAGGACAGGAGUGAAGGAGAAAGACAAGCAAAACACAAGUCAAGGACAAGACAGAUGAAUGGAAGUGCAAACAUAAUGGUUCGAUAAUGUGCCCUGAUGGGGCAGUUAUUCUCCCAACAUGCAGGUUACAGCACCAAGGAUACAGGCCCUUAUCAGAUUUCAGUAUAUGUAGGCUGCUUAUGGAGGACAUAGACUGAACUGAGCUGAUUCAGUUUGGAAUCUGCUGGUUGCAAAGGUGUGAUUUUAGAGGUGCUUCUUCAGGCAUUUAGUAAUCAGGGUUAUUCCGUGUGUAGGAAUAAUCUGUAAUGUCACUCAAGCUUUUGCUGAAGAGGUGUGUUCCAUCACUGGGUUGUGUGAAAUGUUUGCAUUUCCCAAUAAUUUCAUGGACUAAUAUGAGCAAUCGAUUUCAGUAUUAGAUGAAAACAUUCAGAAUGUGUCAUCUUGGUAAACAACAAAAAGAUGUUUAUUCAUUCUCUCUAAGGCUCAGUUUAGCACAGUGUAUGUUGCAAUCCCAGUUUGGCACUAACACUCUUGUGAGUAUUUUAAUUCAGACAAUUAGUUGAGCAAGUUAAAUGCCUUUGUUGAUAAUCUGUCAUCAUUUUUCUGUCAUCAGAACAGCUGCACUCACGAUGAGACGCAGUGAGCUUCCGUCUCAAUUAUCCACUACUAACAACAUUUUACUUAAAGGGGUAGUAAGGAUGAGAUUCCAACCUGUGGGACAAAAACAUACCAUUGUUAACAAGUUAAUGUGUAUUCUUUUUUAGGCUGCUCUGUUAAAACAGUUGUUUGAUUAGUA
Pangasianodon hypophthalmus (striped catfish) is the source of this 3021-nucleotide messenger RNA. It is a transcript of the gene klhl36, whose product is annotated as kelch-like family member 36. Gene Ontology annotation, molecular function: cullin family protein binding. The record is from RefSeq and is a predicted model, not a curated record. The transcript has 5 exons. The coding region runs from base 361 to 2283 and encodes 640 amino acids. NCBI's taxonomy places the organism in Eukaryota, Metazoa, Chordata, Actinopteri, Siluriformes, Pangasiidae.